AUGACGUGCGUCAUCGCCCAGCGUCCGUUGCGCGUGAUCGCGUCCAUCGCGGACGUCAUCACGGCUAUCGCGGACGUCACCACGUCCAUCGUGGACGUCAUCAUGACUAUUAAGACGGAUUAUGGGCUGGUCACCACCGAGUACGGCCAGCUGCAGGGCUACCUGCGGUCGUUCCAGCGUCACCAGGUGGCCGCCGGUCACGCGCUGCGCCCCGUCAAUGUGUUCCUGGGCGUGCCGUACGCCACGCCGCCGGUCGGCUCGAACCGGUUCUCGCCGACGCGCACGCCGUCGCCCUGGCGGGGCGUGCGCAGCGCGAUGCAGCCGGGCCGCGUUUGCCCUCAGCAGCUGCCGCCGCUGGAAGAGGCCGACGCGCUGCGGAGCAUGCCACGCGCCGUUUUCGAGCGUGUGCUGAGACUCCGCGGCCAGCUCGCCAACCAGAGUGAGGACUGCCUCUACCUCAACAUCUACGCGCCGGCGCACCGAGGGGCUGACCUGUACCCGGUGAUGGUGUACAUCCACGGAGACUCCUACCUUUGGUCGUCGGGGAACCUGUAUGACGGCGGAGUGCUCGCCAGCUACGGAGAAGUGGUCGUCGUCGCCAUCAACUACAGAUUGGGCCUGUUUGGCUUCCUGAACACAAACGUGGAGCGCGGCCGGGCGCGCGUGACCAACAACGGCCUGCUGGACCAGAUCGCGGCGCUGCACUGGAUCCAGGAGAACGUGCAGGAGUUUGGUGGCGACCCGGACAAGGUGACGCUGUUUGGCCACGGCACCGGCGCCGCCUGCGUCAGCUUCCUGCUCAACUCGCCGGCCGUCGUAACCAACCUGUUCCACCGGGCCAUCGUCAUGUCGGGCUCAUCGUUGAGCGGCCUCUCGGCCGUGCAGGACCCGGCCCAGUACGCAGUGGCGCUGGGCCGCCGGGUCGGCUGUCCGGUGCCCGGUGACCUGCGACUCGACCACGAACUGCUGGUCGACUGCCUGCGCGAACAGAAUGCCGAGCGUCUGCUGGCCGCCGACGUGGGCGGCUACCAGUUCCUGCCGACGUUCGGGCCGAGCGUGGAUGGCGUGGUGGUGCAGGGACAGGUGCGACGACGCGUGCGCAAGAACCACGGCCGCGUAUACGACCUCAUGUUCGGCGUGGCCGAGCGCGACGCGUUCACGCUGCUCUCCGACGAGGACGUGCGUGGCGGGGUGGAUGCCGCGCGCCGCGACCGCCUGCUGCGCACGUUCGUGCGCAACAGCUACUGCUACAGCAACGUCGAGAUCUUCUACUCCAUCAUCAACGCAUACACAAACUGGAGCAGCCCGCGCCGGCACGCCGCCGCGCUGCGCGACGAGACGAUUGCGGCGCUGAGCGACGCGGCGUUCGUGGCGCCCGUGACCGCCGACGCCGAGCUGCACGCACCGGCUGAGCCGGUCGAGCCGGUCGGUCGCGACGGCGACAGCACCUACUUCUACGUGUUCAGCUACGAGCGCGCGGCCGGCGCGCCGUCCCAGCAGGCGGGCAGUGUACACGGCUCGGAGAUACCGUACGUGUUCGGCCGUCCUCUGGUCCAGGAGACGACGGGCGCCUCGCAGUUCAGGCCCGAGGACAUCACCAUCAGCGAGAUGGUCAUGACCUUCUGGACCAACUUCGCCAAGACCGGGGACCCGAACCGGCCGGCGCCGCAGCCGCCACCUCACCUGCCGGAGAAGGAGCGCAGCCGCUAUCGGGCCUGGCGCCUGGGCGCCCUACGACCGCACCUACCGACAGUAUAUGGAUAUAGGUCAGAAGUUACGCAUGCGCAGUCACUACCGGGCUCGCCAGGUGGCGUUCUGGAAUGAGCUGGUGCCGCAGCUGCACGAGGCCGGGCGCCGCUCCCGCCGGCCCGAGUUGCAGUUUGAGGACACGGCCUCGCCGGAGGA
Molecule: messenger RNA, 1905 nt
Organism: Pollicipes pollicipes
Lineage: Eukaryota; Metazoa; Arthropoda; Thecostraca; Pollicipedomorpha; Pollicipedidae
Product: neuroligin-4, Y-linked
Exons: 8
Coding region: 1-1824 (607 amino acids)
Source: RefSeq, a predicted model, not a curated record